Molecule: messenger RNA, 585 nt
Organism: Drosophila teissieri
Lineage: Eukaryota; Metazoa; Arthropoda; Insecta; Diptera; Drosophilidae
Exons: 2
Coding region: 1-585 (194 amino acids)
Source: RefSeq, a predicted model, not a curated record
AUGCGCGCGACCUGGGGAACGAUACUGAGGAUCUCGACUUGGGUGGUCCUGCUGAAGCUCACUGAGAUCAGGAGCAAGGAGAGCUGUUAUUAUGUGACCUUCACCUAUGCGAAUUGGACGGAUGACCGACCCCGGUUUAUUGUCAACAUGACCUUCUCGAACCAGACUGGCAUCGGCUCAAUAACCACCAUUAACGAGGAGAUUGCCUCACCGGUGUCCCGCAUCCUUAUCCUUCAGCACUCCGGCCGGCAAAAGCCUCGCACCGUAUACAACGCUUCCACCAAGCUGUGCGACCUGCAGAAUGUCUUCAAUUCAGUACCGCUUUUUAAGCCAGCCAAGGACAACAUGCUCAAGCAAAGUAACUACACGCUGAGCUGUCCGCUGGUCAAAGGCACAUACGCCAUGCACAACAUGCGCGUCAGCCCCAAGAACCCACUUCUGAGCCUCCUCUACCAACCGAAGCACACUUUCUCCGUGAGUGGCGGCUUGUUUGAGGAACUUUCGCGGGGCCGCAGGCUCAGACCGCUGUCCACCUAUUUCAUGACUGGAAAGGUUGUGAAAAAGUCCUGUGGAUCCAACGAAUAA